AUGGCGUCACCAAAUACCUCUCGUCGCCGACCUCACAGCGAAGAUGAAGAAAGUGAAGAGCUUACUUCAUCCCCCUCAUCUCAACCAUCGAGCAACAAACGCGCCCGUCUGAACCCAACCGGCGAUCCCGCAUCAGGAGCUGAAGACGACAGCGAUGGAUCUGGUACACCGACAGCUAUCUCUCGAGCCCCGCGAGCCGUAGCCCACAAUGGCCUCGGUCCCGGUGGCUACAAGCCUGGCGCGAUCGUGCGGAUCAAGGUGACGAACUUUGUUACCUAUACAUCAGCAGAGUUCUUUCCCGGGCCAAAAUUGAACAUGGUUAUCGGUCCGAAUGGGACAGGCAAGAGCACUUUAGUCUGCGCCAUCUGCUUGGGUUUGGGAUGGGGACCUCAGCAUCUGGGACGCGCCAAAGACCUGGGAGAAUUUGUGAAACACGGCGCUCGUGAAGCUAUAAUCGAGAUCGAACUAUGCGGACCGCCAAAGAUUGGUCGCAAUCCUAUCAUUCAGCGAACCAUCAAGCGUGAUGGAAACAAGAGCUCUUUCAUAGUCAACGGUGAUCCCGCUUCCAAGGUUGAUGUUCUCAAACUCGCUCAGUCGUUCGCCAUCCAAGUGGACAACUUGUGCCAGUUCCUUCCUCAGGAUAAAGUUGCUGAAUUUGCUGCGCUUACACCAAUUGAGCUUCUUUAUUCCACGCAAAGAGCGGCAGCUGGCCCAGAGAUGAUUGAAAUGCAUGAUGCCCUGAAGAAAUUAAGAGCCCAGCAGAGGGAACUCGAGAUGGACAACAGUGGUGACAAGGAAACACUAGCCAGUAUGGAGAAUCGUCAAGAGAUGCAACGACCAGACGUUGAAAGAAUGCGCCAACGGGCUGGGAUUCAGCGGAAGAUUGAGAUCCUCGAGCUCUGCCGCCCAAUUGUGGAGUAUAAGGAGCAUCACAAAACUGUUGAGGUCUUGAAGGUUAUCAAAGCUAGAGCCUUGCAAGAAUACAACCGGACCCAAGCAGAAAUUGAGCCUACCUUGCGGGCUGUCAACGCUAAAGAGGCCUACCUCACGUCACUGAACGAGGUGAGGGUUGACCGAACGGAUGCUGUUGAAUCCGCGUCUAGGGUUGCCGCUGAACGCAGCAAGAAAAUUGAUGAAUAUGAGAGCAAAAUCAAAGAUCUCAACGACCGGAUUGAAGCCGAACGGAAGAGUAGUCAAAGGCACAGAACCGAAGCUACAACGGCGCAGCAGGCUCUGAAAAAGUUGCAACGCCAACUAGAGGAAGACGCCGUGGAAUUCGACCCAGAGUUUUAUAACGAGACCUUGAGAGAAAAACGCCGCGAGAAGCGUGUACUAGAGGGGAAGGCCACUGAAAUCAAAGACAGGAGGAAACCAAUCGCUACGCAGCGCGAGCAAGUCACGAAGAACAUUGAACAGACUGAAAAUCAACUGAAGAAUCUGGACUCAGUCUCUGGUCAACAAGAACACAAGUUGGGACAACGGUCCAGAGAUUCGCUGAAAGCCUACAAAUGGCUUCUUGAGAACCAAGACAAAUUCCAGCAGGAAGUCUUUGGUCCUCCAAUCAUUACGUGCUCGGUCACCGACCCUAAAUACGCCGAUGCUGUUGAGUCCUUAUUGUCCAAGACGGAUUUCACGUGUUUCACCACGCAAAACCGGAAGGAUUUCCGUACGUUGCAAGAAUGCCUUCUCGGGACCUUGAAGCUCCAUGAUAUUACCAUCCGCACUUGCACGCAGCCGCGAGCUAGAUUCACGGAGCCAAUGUCGAAGGGUGAAAUUACCCGAUGGGGCUUUGAUGGCUGGGCUAGUGAAUUCCUCGUCGGCCCUGACCCUGUCCUUGCAAUGUUUUGUCUCGAGAAAAACCUUCACGCAACUCCCAUCGCAUUGAAGGAGAUUUCAGAUGAGGUGUUCAAUCAGUUGGAGAAUAGCUCGAUAAGCUCCUGGGUAUCUGACAGGAACGCUUAUCAGGUGACCCGCCGGAGAGAGUAUGGCCCUGGGGCCACAUCGACUCGGGUUCGAGAAAUCAAGCCUGCUACAACGUGGACCUCCCAGCCUGUUGAUGCCUCUUUGAAACAGCAAUACCGGGAGAACAUCGAGCUGUAUAAGGAGCAACUGCAAGGACUUACUAACAAGAUUGAGUCCGAGAAAGCGGCCAUUUUACAGAUACAAGAAGAAUAUAAGCGGUGCACCCAAGAAAUGGAUGAGCUUGAGAAGGAGAAGAUUGCAAAACAGACGGCCCAUACCCAGUAUCGAGCCAUUCCCGAGAAGAUCUCUCAACAAGAGGCCAAAAUCAAGACCAUUACCGAAAUGUUCAAAGAAGUGGGUGAGAGGGUUCGCGAGAUGCGCAACGCGCAAGAUGAUCUUGCAAUUCAAAGGGCUGAGGCUGCUAUUGAAUAUGCCGAUGCCGUCGAGCUGUUCCGUCGGGCUCAUGAGGAACUCAUGAAAGUCGAGGUGCUGUUCUUAGAGGCGAAUUCCGAUCUCCAGACCCUGCGGCAUCGCAACAGCAAUAGUGCGAAGUUACUAGCGGCAAAGAGAAAGGAGGCGCAGGAAGCUACGACCAAGUUGAGAGACACCAAAUUGGCUGGCCGGGCAAUUUACCAAAAGGCUCACCAGAUCAGUACUGAAUUGAAUGAGCAAGAGGAUGCGAAAGAGAUCGUCGACGGGCUCUCAGACCACGAUAUGGACAAACUCGAAGCCGAUAUUGACUCUGAGAAGGCCCGACUGGAACUCACUCAUGGUGGUAGUAGCCACCUGAUCAGUGAGUUUGAAGCCCGUGAAAAGUCCAUCGAGAAGUUGCGCUCCAAACUCGCCGACUUCAGGACCAAGCUUGAGGAGUAUGGCGAAGCCAUUGCGGAAGUCCGUAAGGACUGGGAGCCCCGACUGGAGGCGCUCAUCGAGAAGAUCAGCGAUGCCUUUUCAGACUCCUUCCGCCGCAUCGGAUGCAAUGGCCAGGUCACCUUGGGCAAAGCGGAAGGUGAACCAGGCCCCAAUGGUGAGCCCGGUCCUAGCGAAUUUGCCGAAUGGUCGAUCGUGAUUCAUGUCCAGUUCCGUGAAGGCGCGGGGCUUUCGGUCUUGGAUUCUCAUCGCCAGUCUGGUGGUGAGCGAGCCGUCAGUACCAUCUUUUAUCUGAUGGCACUCCAGUCGCUCUCCGCCUCGCCCUUCCGCGCUGUCGACGAGAUCAAUCAAGGUAUGGAUCCUCGCAACGAGCGCAUGGUCCACGGCCGCCUGGUGGACAUUGCCUGUGCCUCGAACGAGGAGGACGAGAAUGGGAAUGCCGGCGGAGGCGGCCAAUACUUCCUUAUUACUCCCAAGCUAUUGAACGGGCUGUCUUACAAGCCGGGCAUGCGUGUGCUUUGCAUCUACAGUGGAGAGCACAUGCCUAAGGGCCAUGAUGCGGUGGACUUCCGAAAGGCGAUUCAGAACAUGAAGGCAGUCAAAACCGCCCGCGCAAUGAAUGGUACUGCUCCCGCUGCUGCCAUUCGAGCCUGA
Molecule: messenger RNA, 3486 nt
Organism: Penicillium bovifimosum
Lineage: Eukaryota; Fungi; Ascomycota; Eurotiomycetes; Eurotiales; Aspergillaceae
Product: DNA repair ATPase SMC5
Exons: 6
Coding region: 1-3486 (1161 amino acids)
Biological process (GO): double-strand break repair via homologous recombination
Cellular component (GO): Smc5-Smc6 complex
Molecular function (GO): ATP binding; ATP hydrolysis activity
Source: RefSeq, a predicted model, not a curated record